Molecule: messenger RNA, 1315 nt
Organism: Fusarium verticillioides 7600
Lineage: Eukaryota; Fungi; Ascomycota; Sordariomycetes; Hypocreales; Nectriaceae
Exons: 2
Coding region: 277-609 (110 amino acids)
Source: RefSeq, a predicted model, not a curated record
CUAGUUUCUUUGCCCAAGACCUGUCGUGUCAAUGCCCAGGUAAGCAUGCUCCUCGUAUUCCAUGAGGAUGCUGGGACGCUUGAAUUGACAUGAAAGUUCGGUCAGCGAUAAGUGUCUCGUGAAGACACAGAGUCACGGGCUAAAUGGUAAUCUGUGCAGUAUAAAUAGAGGUCCUCUCGCUGCACUAGUUGGUCACAUCACUCAUCCAUCUUCAUUCUCGCUUCAAACUCCACAGCUCAACUCCUCAUCCCAGACUCUUCACUUCCAACAACCAAGAUGAAGUUCACCGCUCUUGCCACCGCCAUCUUUGCCCUCAGCUUCGGUGCCGAGACGGCUACCGCUGCUGAGUGUUGCCAAAUGAAGGUCUGCGAUAAGAUGAACCUUGGGGGCAACUGCAAGCACGGUUGCUAUCCUAUCAGGAAGAUGGCCAAACUCAACUUGAGUGGACUCAAGUCGUCAGUCUCUUCAGCCAAGACUGAGAACAGAUGCUUCUGCACCAUUGGAAAGGAGGUUGAAUCCUGCAUGAAAGUUGACAGCUACGCCAAGGGCACAAAUGUCCCUAACCAUUGUCUUUCCGGCGCCAAGUAUGCUUACUGUCAAUUCAACUAAUCUCGAACCGCUUGGCACCGCUUCGUCUCGACGCCACUGAGCAAGAUAUCCGUUACUCGGCUGGAAUACUUUGAUGCAUGUCGGCCAGGAAAGAAUUUCUCGGAUUGGGUUCAUGCAGUCAACUAUAAAGAAUGGAAUGUGACACCUUAGAUUCAAGAAAUAGACAUUAUGACUCGCCCCUAUCUUGCCCAUCCCUUCCAUACACAUAUGACGCCCCAAACCGCCACCGGUAUGCCAUUUCGACUCCAACAGGGAUAAACAGUAUGAUAGACACUAUCUGUCCAAAUCCCCAGUAAUUCCCAUCGUACUUUUCUCCCAUGCUCUCCGACAUUUGCUCCUGGACGUUCCUAAGGGUGAAGAUCACCACCAGCAGCGGUAUAGUCAGCCCAACAAACACAAGAAGCGGAAGAAUAGCAACAAGUGGCCUAUCACUGAACCACUCAUUGACAUGCUCACGCCAAGAGGUCUUGCCUUCUGCUUCUUUGGUAUCCUUUGCCUUCUCGUCUCGGUCGUAGCAUGUGCCAGGCAGGCCAGCAAGGAGCCAGAACGUGAAUAUGUAUGUAAUCAGGGACGCAGUCAAUUCUAAGCCAUUCAGAGAUUUGAAAGUUGUCGAUCGCCCAAUAUCCCUAUACUCUGCCGGAAAGCACAUAUCCUCAACGACACUCCAGUCUGUAGGCGAUAUCUCUGAGUCCUUGCCCUCACCGAU